Molecule: messenger RNA, 948 nt
Organism: Metarhizium album ARSEF 1941
Lineage: Eukaryota; Fungi; Ascomycota; Sordariomycetes; Hypocreales; Clavicipitaceae
Exons: 1
Coding region: 1-948 (315 amino acids)
Biological process (GO): canonical NF-kappaB signal transduction
Source: RefSeq, a predicted model, not a curated record
AUGGAAAAGCCGUGGCGAAAUACUCAGGAUGAAGACGGAGGCGGUGACUCGACCAGACCUCGGCGGUCACGACUGAGGCUCAAAUCAGACCAGUCUCGCCGUCGCCGGUCCAGAAGCGGACGCAGAAACAGUGAGAGACAUGAUGGACGUGAAAUACACGAGGACCACGACGGCGAUGGCGAGCCGCAGUCUUCAAGACCAAGCAGGCACCACCACCACCGACGAAACCGACGGCGACAUCGACGGCGCUCGCCAACGCCGCCGAAUCCAUUCGAACCUUCGCCACUCGACCCGGAGGCUGCAUUUCGAGAAUCUCUGUUUGAUGCAAUGGCUGACGAUGAAGGGGCUGCGUACUGGGAAUCCGUCUACGGCCAGCCCAUCCACGUGUACCCCAAUGAAAGAAGCGGCCCGACCGGGGAGCUGGAGCAAAUGACGGACGACGAGUAUGCGGCGUACGUGCGACAAAAGAUGUGGGAAAAGACACAUGCGGGGCUGCUCGAGGAGAGGGCAAAGCGCGAAGACCGGCGAAGACAGAGGCAGGACGAAGAGCGCACAGCCCGAAAGCUGCGCCAAGACAUGGAGCAAAGCCUGCGGCGUGGAGAAGAACGGCGGCAGCGACGCCGGUGGGCCGAGCAGUGGGAGAAAUACACCAAUGCAUGGGCAUCGUGGGACGGUACGCUGGAUACGUUGGCCUGGCCUGUCGACGGCGGACAACGCAAGGACUUGGGCGACAAAGAUGUGCGGUCGUUUCUGGUCCGCGGACUGGGUCUCGACGACAUUGGGGAGCAGGCGUUCAGGGCCAAGCUCAAGGAGGAGCGAGUCCGCUGGCACCCGGAUAAAGUGCAGCAAAAGCUGCGCGAAAAGGUGGACGGCGACGUCAUCAGGGAUGUGACGGCUGUAUUUCAGACUAUCGACAAGCUGUGGGCGGAGUUGCAGCCCAAGGCAUAG